AUGUAUCAGAGCAGCGAUUUAAGCCCAGAAUUAAAUCGGAUCAAUGGUGUGGCUAUCACUAUUUUGUCGAUCGUCACAACAAUCCUCGCCAUAAUCCCAUUAACAACGUUCAUCAAGAUUCGACAAGUUGGCCCAUGUUCCCUGUUACUAAUAUCGAUGCUCUUCAGUACCUUUGCGGCUGUUAAUUCGAGGAUCUGGAGUAGCGAGAACCAAAGCGAAUGGUAUAGCGGCGCUGGAAUAUGUCACAUUGAGACCCCUUUGAGACAGCCCUUAACAAUUGCUUUUGCUUUCGCUAUGGUUUUAAUGCCAUGGAAGCUAGUUGAGACCUUGAGGACAAGACGGGUAGUGCAGUUCAAUCGUGUCUGGCGGGAUAUAGUGUUUGUCUGGGGAGUUCCGGUCUUCAUCAUAAUGCCUUUUCAAUACCUCGUCAUGACAAAUGUUUACUCAAUUAUUCCAGGAUUUGGAUGUAUGCCCGAGUUUGACGAGUCAUGGCUGAGUUUGCUUGUCGUAUUUAUGUGGUGGCCAGUGCUACUCUUCCUUACCUUAGUCCUUGCCAUCAUAAUGGGGAUCAUGAUUCAUCGAAAACGAGAAGAAAUUUCAGAAUCUCUUAAUGACAAUAGCUCGCGGUCGUCCGAGAGAACUUUUAUUAAACUUUACAUUGUAGCAGCAGUUCUCAUUGCCAUCUACUUUCCAACGCAGCUCAUUUUCGUCAUUCGAUACGUGCCGUUACGGUACGGAAGUUUUCAAUUCGCCCUAGAGAAGAAUAAAGAAUGGGUUGUUCCAACGCUUUACCAUACCAGCGAUGACCCACAGAUUCAGUUUGAGCCAUGGGCCUAUAUAGCCAUAAAUUUUUUAAUGUUUUUGUUUUACGGAGCUAAUACAGAUGCUCAAAAAUCAUACUGGAAAUUUGUCGAAAAUACCGGUUUGGUAAAACUCUUUCCAAUAUUUUUUAGCCAGCAACCGCACAGUAGCGCCAAAAGUUUACUUUCUUAUGGAGACUUUGUUGGAUAUGUAACAAGGAAAUUCGAGAAACGUAAAGAUAGUACGAGCAAGCCUCAUGAGUAA
Molecule: messenger RNA, 1065 nt
Organism: Blumeria graminis f. sp. triticale
Lineage: Eukaryota; Fungi; Ascomycota; Leotiomycetes; Helotiales; Erysiphaceae
Source: the annotation of a GenBank genome assembly